AAAAAGUGUUUAAAUAAUAGCCACAAAAAAGCUGUUUAAAGCUUAAAACUUACAACAAUAAAAAAGCAAUCAACUUUUAAAAUAAAAAGUGAUGGAUAAAACGAGUAACGUCAGCAGUAGUCCGAGUCCGAGUCCGAGUGAGUGUCGCGUUACCAGAUCGAGUAUGACGCCAACGCUGCGUCUGCAGCAGAGCCCCAGGCGUCAACAGCAGCAACAGCAGCAGCAACAACAGCCAAUCGAUGAACAACAACAACAAAAACAGCAAUUAAAAGUCAAAUCACCGCAGCAGCAGCAACAGCAGCCGCUGCCAACGUCAACAUCGACGCCGACGCUUCAUCAAUUUCGUGCGCCGGCCCAGCAACAGCAUGCGACAAAGCACAAGAGCAACAACAACAACAAUAACAACAGCAACAAUGGGGGCAAAGCAUGGAGCAAGCGGCAGCACAAGGCUAGCGGUAAAUACAAUGCGAGCGCCUGCGUCGGCGCCAAUGCUCAACAACAGCAGCAGCAGCAACAGCAUCAUUCUUCGCAUCAUCAUCAAAAUCAUCAUCAUCAUCAGCAACAGCAGCAGCAGCAACUACAGCAGCAGCAGCAUCAGAACAAUGGCAGCAGCAGCAUUGCUGCUCAGGCCUCUGCCGGCGCUGGCGUCGGUGCGACGGCCGCCGCAGUUGCCGCACACAAAGCGGAUCUCGAGAAUAUACAAAAUAUCAAAAAUCAAAUUGCUGCUCACGUCAGUGGUGGCAGCGGCGUCGGCGUCAACAACGCCUCGCAUCAUGGCAGCAGCGCACAUCACAGCCUAGGUGGCAGCGCUGCUGGCGUUGCGGGUGCCGGCGUUGGCAACGCUGGCAGCGUUGGCGGUGGUGGCGGUGGUGCUCACAAUCAUCAUCAUCAUCACAGCCACAAUACGCGACUGGCGCAGACGGCGGCAUCGAACAACGGUUUGCUGACAAUGGAUGCCAAGCUGGGCGGACAUGGUGGACAUGGCGGCCUGAAGGGACAGCAGCAGCAGUACAAAAAGAUGCUGACUCACAGGGGUCAUCAUCAUCAUGUGCUGUGUGCUGGGAACAAUGCGAAUCACACUUGCUGCUUGGUCACCGGCUGUAAUGGCGGGAGUGUUGGUGGCGCCUCCGGCAAGGACACGCAAAGCAGCAACAAGGACACCAGUUCGCUUAGCGGCAACAGUAGCAUUAUUUCGAGCAGCGCAGCAGCCGCUGCCGCCGCAGCAGCAGCCGCAAAUGCCGUUCAUUAUUGUUGCGGCCGAUCGAAAUUCUUUUUGCCAGAGAAACGCUUGCGCAAAGAGGUGAUUGUGCCACCGACGAAAUUUCUGCUGGGCGGCAACAUAUCGGAUCCGCUCAAUCUGAAUUCGCUGCAACAUGAGAACACGUCGAAUGCGUCGUCGAGCAACAAUACGCCGGCGACGACGCCGCGUCAGUCGCCGAUAACGACGCCGCCGAAGGUGGAGGUGAUAAUACCACCGAAUAUUCAUGACCCGUUGCAUCUGCUCGAUCCCGUUGAUUCGAUGGAGUACGAGAAGCAGCUGACGUCGCCGAUGAAACGGGGCGGCAUGUUGACGCGCGGCAGCAGCAGCCAGCUGCAGUUGCAGUUGCAGCCGCCGCCGCAGCAGCAUCAUCGGCAGCAUCGAACGCGCAAGAAUCGCAAACGUCGCCGUUUCGAUUCCAAUAAUACCUCGUAUGCUGGCGACGACGCCGUCCUCGUUGCAGAGGGCGCAGAGGCGGCGUCGACGCUUUCGAUUUCACUCGAAGAUUCGACAACUACAGCGGCAGCAGCUGUGGCAGCAGCCGCCGCAGCAGCAGCAUCAGUAAUUAAUACAGCAGCAGCAGCAGUCGCAACAGAGGCAGCGGGCGCAGCAACAGCAGCAGCAAAUGUCGCCGCAGUCGCGACAACAGAAGCUGCAUUAAUAAUAACAACAACAGCGGCGUCACCAGUGGCUGCACUGAGCGCAACUCUGCUGAGCGAGGCGGCAGCAGCGGCAUCGGUUGAAACAUUGGAAUUGGCACAGCAGCAGGCGCAUGUGCGCUCUCGCUCUCCGCAAGCGGCAGCGACGGCCAUGGAAGAGACAACAACGCCAGCGCUAGCGGCCGGCGCACAAACGCUCUCUCCCCAGGAACAAAUGGAAUGUAACGCAAUGCAGCCGGCAGCGGCGUCAACGUUAUCGCCACAGCAACAACAGCAACAACAACAACAGCAGCAGCAACAUGUGGCUGCUGCUGCUGAGCCAUCGUCAAGAAUUGACAUGGCAGCAGCAUUAGACAACAGCAGCUCAGCCGAUUUGCUGGUCGACGCAACGACAGUCGCUGCUUCGACAACGACAGCUGCGGCGCUGGCUGUGGCGUCGACGUUGGCCGAUCGUCGUGCGCUGGCCAGUCGUGAUUUGCGCUUGGAUUUGGACAGCACGUGCUACGGUGUUGGCGGCACGGGUCUGAGCUUCGCUGCUAGCGUCGGCAGCGGCAGCAGGAAACGUAAAAUAAGCGAGAGCAAUUCGCAAAAGAGCAAGAAAUUCCAUCGUCAUGAUGCCAUGGACAAGAUUGUUAGUCCUGUGGUGCCACAACCUGGUGCGUGGAAGCGUCCACAGCGUCAGCUGCAGCCGAGUGGGGCACGCAAACCGAACACGCGACGUUCCACAUCCUUUAGCGAAACGGAGCUGCUCAGUCCCAUCGAGGAGUUGCCACCCAAACCACUGCCCGAGGUUGUUGCAGUCGAGUUGCCACGCGACGAUACGCCCGAUCUGUCGGAGCAAGGAGUCGGAAGUCCGCUGAGCGCCAUUUCCGCUGCCACAUCGCACACGACCGGCGAACCGGAAGCACUUGCAGCAGAUGAGCCGGCAACAACAACAGCAGCAGCAGCAUUAGUUGCAGCAGCAGCAGCAGUUGCAACAUCAGCAGUUGCAGCAGCAGCAACAACAGCAGCAGUUGCCCCAACUGUGCUUGGCUUAAUGCUCGAACCCCAAAUAAUUCCCCCGCCCAUCCACAAGCUGCCCAAAUUCCGGGCGGAUGGCGUCAAGUAUCGCUACGGCAAUUUCGAUCGUUACGUGGACUUCAGGCAACUGAACGAGUUCCGGGAUGUGCGGCUGCAGGUGUUCGAGCGGCAUGCGGAACUGUUCCAGAACAAGGACAUCCUCGAUGUCGGCUGCAAUGUGGGUCACAUGACCAUCACGGUGGCCCGUCACCUGGCCCCCAAAUCCAUACUCGGCAUCGAUAUCGAUCAGGAGCUCGUCUCGCGCGCUCGUCGCAACCUGUCCAUAUUUGUGCGGAUACCCAGGGAGGAGGAGCACGAGAAAGUGGCCGAGAUUAAGCAGGAGGACAUCAAAAAGGAGCUGCAACACGGCGAGGAGAGCAAUGCAAUGCUGCACAAGAAGACGCGACGUGGCAAGAAGCGACGCAGGGCCCACCAUCAUCAUCAUCAUCAUCAUCAUCAUCAUCAUGAUCACGAUCAUGAUCAUCUGCUGGAUGUGCAACAGCAGUUGAAAUUGGAUUCGUUGCUCGUCAAGCCGCACGAAUUCUUUCCCAUCUCUUUUCCGCUGACAUACGGCGGCAUACCCCACCUCCUGCUCCCGCCCACUGGCAAAUCGCCAGCGAAUCUGUUGUUGUCGUCGUCGUCGUUGUCGUCGUCCAAUUGCAAAAACCAAUUCCCGCAAAAUGUCUUCUUUCGGCGCACCAAUUAUGUGCUGAAGGAUGAGGCGCUGAUGUCGCACGACAGCCAGCAAUACGAUCUCAUUCUGUGUCUGUCGGUCACCAAGUGGAUGCAUCUCAAUUUCGGGGAUGCCGGCCUCAAGUUGGCCUUCAAGCGCAUGUUCAAUCAACUGCGGCCCGGUGGCAAGCUUAUACUCGAGGCCCAAAACUGGGCCAGCUACAAGAAGAAGAAGAAUCUAACGCCGGAGAUUUACAACAAUUACAAGCAGAUUGAAUUCUUUCCCAAUAAAUUUCACGAGUAUCUGCUCAGCUCGGAGGUGGGAUUCAGUCACAGUUACACGCUCGGCGUGCCCAGGCACAUGAACAAGGGCUUCUGCAGGCCCAUACAGUUGUACGCCAAGGGAGACUAUACGCCAAAUCAUGUGCGCUGGAGCGAUGCGUAUUAUCCGCAGACGCCGUACGAGGCAUAUCGGGGCAUCUAUGCCACAUUGCCGGCGGGCGUUGGCCAUCGGACGGGUGGCGGCGGCAGCAGCAGCAGUGCUGGUGGCAGCCAGAGCGGCCAUGCACCACAUCAUUUGCAUCAUCUGUUGGGCAGCUCGACACGUUCGCAGACAUAUGAUACGCCUCAGUAUGCGGGCAGUGCAUCGGGCUCGGCCAGUUGCCGGCAGACGCCGAUGUAUCAGCAUACGUACAAUCCGCUGGAGACGGACUCGUAUCAGCCCAGCUACGACAUGGAGUAUCUGAAUCAUAUGUAUGUGUUUGCAUCGCCGCUGUAUCAAACGGUUUGGUCGCCGCCGGCAUCGCUGAGACGGAGUUCGUCGCAUACGCCAGUUUUUGGCAGUGUACGCGAAGCGGAACUCGAUGGGGAUGGCAGCAUUGGCGGCGGGGGUAGUGGCGGUGGCAGCUAUCAUCGACAUGUCUAUCCGCCCAACGAUGACACCUGUUCGCCAAAUGCGAACGCAUGCAAUGCAUUCAAUUCGAUACGGGAUGCGGACACGGAUGAUUCGAAUCAGCUGCCGGGCGGCAGUCGACGGCAUGUGUAUGCCACAAAUUGUGGCGAGAGCAGCUCAUCGCCGCAGGUGAAUCAUCACGAGGCCAGCUCCGAUGCCGAUGUCGAUGCACUAAUGGACGAUGAACAGAAGACGCUGGCUGCGGGCAGCGGCGCCACCUACUGUGAUCUGUCGGAUGCAUAAGCAAGCAAAUCAACCAGAGAUAUCGCAACUAAUUGUGUCAAAAUGCAAGAGGAAAUCUACACUAUAUAUAUAUACAUAUAUAUGUAUAUCUAGAUGUAUACUUAAAUAUAUAACAAUUUGUAAACCAAGUUAAUACACUGCUCGCUGCGGAAUUGGAAAGUCAUUUGUAAUUUAAUCAAAUCUACCUUGUCGAUAAGUCAGCUUUAUCAAUUACUCUUUCAAGUCUCAAAUUGUACAACUUUUAUUUGUUGACUUUCGUUUUACAUUACCUUAUUAUUAUUUAGAGCAAAUAUUACAAAUGAAGUUAUCCAAUUUUCAAGCGAACACUGUAUUAAACAAAAAAAAAAUAAAAACAAAUAUAAAAGAUGUGUUAAAC
Drosophila grimshawi is the source of this 5219-nucleotide messenger RNA. RefSeq names its product 7SK snRNA methylphosphate capping enzyme bin3 (gene bin3). Gene Ontology annotation, molecular function: RNA methyltransferase activity; O-methyltransferase activity; snRNA binding. Gene Ontology annotation, biological process: snRNA modification. The transcript is spliced from 8 exons. Lineage: Eukaryota; Metazoa; Arthropoda; Insecta; Diptera; Drosophilidae. The record is from RefSeq and is a predicted model, not a curated record. The coding region runs from base 92 to 4843 and encodes 1583 amino acids.